Amoebophrya sp. A25 is the source of this 419-nucleotide messenger RNA. Lineage: Eukaryota; Dinophyceae; Syndiniales; Amoebophryaceae. The record is from the annotation of a GenBank genome assembly.
UCUGUGUGUGGUAGUUGUCUCUGAUAUCAAUGAAGGAUUGCCUCCCUAGCUCACCUGACUUCUGGUCGAGUUUAAUAAAGCCAAGAUGAUGUAUAAUCCCACAACCAGCGUCAGAGCCGAAGCACGGAAUAUGGCCUCUGGUGAGCUGCUCUACUUCGAUAAAGUUGCUGCAAAUGUGACAGUUUGCGAAGUGAAGCGCAUGAUUGCAAUAAAGCUGUCAGCUGAUCCUGAGCAUAAUGCGCCCGCGAUUUCAGCAUGCUUGAUUCAUAUGGAGGUGGAUACGGAAGCGAAGGACGGAGAAGAAGAGCAAAUACUGAAGAGCGACGCCUCAACAAGGGUCGCUGGAGAUAGUGGACCUCAGGCAGAUGGUAGUCGUAGCUGUCUGAAGGAUAAGACUGGAUCAAGAAAAAAAUAAUAUG